AUGAGUGUUUCAGAGUUUUCGCAUAAGGAACAGCCAACCACUUUGGUUUUGUUUGAUGUUGAUGGUACUUUGACUCCAGCCAGAUUGACCGUCUCAGACGAGGUUAGAGACAUCUUGAAGAGAUUGAGAGAAAAAGUUGUUAUUGGUUUCGUUGGUGGUAGUGAUUUAUCCAAACAGUUGGAACAGUUGGGAUCUGAUGUUUUGGAUCAAUUCGACUAUGCCUUCUCUGAAAACGGGUUGACCGCUUACAGAUUGGGUAAGGAACUAGCUUCUCAAUCCUUUAUCGAAUGGAUCGGUGAGGAAGAAUACAACAAGUUGGCCAAAUUCAUCUUGCAAUACUUGGCUUCCAUCGAUUUGCCAAAGAGAAGAGGUACUUUCUUGGAAUUCAGAAACGGUAUGAUUAACGUUUCACCAAUUGGUAGAAACGCUUCUACUGCUGAAAGAAACGAAUUUGAACAAUUUGAUAAGGAACACCAAGUCAGAGCUAAGUUCGUCGAAGCUCUAAAGAAGGAAUUCGCUCAUUUGUCCUUGACCUUCUCAAUCGGUGGUCAAAUUUCAUUUGACGUUUUCCCAACCGGUUGGGAUAAGACUUACUGUUUGAGACACGUCGAAGCCGACGGUUUCAAAGAAAUCCACUUCUUCGGUGACAAGACUUACAAGGGUGGUAACGACUAUGAAAUCUACGUCGACGACAGAACUAUCGGUCACUCUGUAGAAUCUCCUGCUGACACUGUCAGAAUCUUAAAGGAAUUGUUUGAUCUAUGA
This is a messenger RNA of Kluyveromyces lactis, 765 nucleotides long. It is a transcript of the gene SEC53, whose product is annotated as phosphomannomutase SEC53. Gene Ontology annotation, biological process: protein N-linked glycosylation; mannose metabolic process; GDP-mannose biosynthetic process. Gene Ontology annotation, molecular function: phosphomannomutase activity. The transcript has a single exon. Gene Ontology annotation, cellular component: cytosol. Lineage: Eukaryota; Fungi; Ascomycota; Saccharomycetes; Saccharomycetales; Saccharomycetaceae. The coding region runs from base 1 to 765 and encodes 254 amino acids. The record is from RefSeq and is a predicted model, not a curated record.